Solanum pennellii is the source of this 1816-nucleotide messenger RNA. Its product is annotated as probable protein phosphatase 2C 12. The record is from RefSeq and is a predicted model, not a curated record. Bases 243 to 1532 code for a protein of 429 amino acids. The transcript is spliced from 10 exons. Gene Ontology annotation, molecular function: protein serine/threonine phosphatase activity. Gene Ontology annotation, biological process: protein dephosphorylation. Lineage: Eukaryota; Viridiplantae; Streptophyta; Magnoliopsida; Solanales; Solanaceae.
AAUUCAUUAACGCCAAACCAAAAUGAACGGUUCGCUGUGGACAUUUCACAAAACAAAAUAUUUAUGGUAAAAAAACUAACAAAAAAUCCUACAUUGUUCCAGCUCCAUCCUUUUCCUCUUUAUUUUCAAUUUCCUCCUCCAUUGUGAGAACAAAUUCAUACCAGAAAUAAGUCCAAAAGCUGAUUCUAAGCAACCCUAAAUGGGGUUUUUGAUGGUGAUUUUAAAAUAAGAGGGAUCGAACAAUGUUGUCUAAAGGUGAACAUCAAUCGGUUCCACUGUCUGUAUUGCUGAAGCGGGAACAUGCCCAAGAAAAGAUUGAAAGACCCGAUAUUUCUCAUGGUCAAGCUAAUCAGAUCAAGAAAGGAGAAGACUUCACCUUCCUCAAGCCUGAAUGCCAACGGGUUUUGGGAGAUGAAGUCACUAACUUUUCGGUUUUUGGGUUAUUUGAUGGACACAAUGGGUCGGCAGCCGCUAUAUAUACUAAAGAGAAUCUAUUGCAGAAUGUAUUGAGUGCUAUUCCCGCAGACCUCAAUAGAUAUGAGUGGAUUGCAGCAUUGCCUAGGGCUUUGGUUGCAGGAUUCGUCAAGACAGACAAAGAAUUCCAAGAAAAAGCACAAAAAUCAGGGACAACGGUAACAUUUGUUAUUAUUGAAGGAUGGGUUGUAACAGUUGCAUCAGUUGGUGAUUCACUUUGUGUAUUAGAAUCUGCAGAAGGGGGAAUUUAUCAUCUAUCAGCUGAUCAUAGACUAGAGUGCAAUGAAGAAGAGAGGGAACGAAUAACAACAAGUGGUGGAGAGGUUGGUCGACUUAAUACUGGUGGUGGUACACAGAUUGGUCCUUUAAGAUGUUGGCCUGGUGGAUUAUGCCUCUCACGAUCCAUUGGUGAUAUGGAUGUUGGCGAGUUCAUUGUUCCGGUACCCUAUGUAAAACAAGUGAAGCUAUCUUCAGCAGGUGGAAGACUAGUAAUUGCAAGUGAUGGUGUCUGGGAUGCUUUGUCUGCAGAAAUAUCGAUAGAAUGUUGUCGUGGAAUGUCUCCAGAUGCUGCCGCUAGUCAAAUUGUUAAGGAAGCCGUGCAGCCAAAAGGAAUUCGAGAUGACACAACGUGUAUUGUGGUUGACAUACAGCCAUUAGAAAAGCCAAAUCCUCCACAGGCACCACCCAAAAAGUCAGGGAAAAAAGUGUUCAAGUCUAUAUUUCGUAAAAAAACUUCUGAGUCGUGUUCUAAUACUGAGAGAGAUUAUGAUGAACCAGAUGUGGUUGAAGAACUAUUUGAGGAAGGAUCUGCAUUACUUUCUGACAGAUUAGAUGCCAAAUAUCCAAUUUGCAACAUGUUUAAGUUAUUCAUCUGUGCCAUCUGUCAAGUAGAAAUAAAGCCUGGAGAAGGUAUUUCAAUACAUGUUGGGUCCUCCAAUACAAGAAACUUUCGUCAGUGGGAUGGCCCUUUCCUUUGCUCAAGCUGUCAAGAGAAGAAAGAAGCCAUGGAAGGAAAAAGACCUUCGGGAAAUGGAAGAUAUAGUAGUGACAGCGACUAGUUAACCCCCACAUUCAACUAUUUUAACAAUUAUUUCACUGAUGAUUAUAGUUGGUAGUUUGAAUGUAGAUUUAUUCUAUUUCAAUAGAAAAAAAGGAGAAGGUAUAGUUGGGUUGCCUCUAUUAGGUAAAAGAUAGAGAGUAACAACUGUCCUAGUGAAUUGAUGUGCCACUUUCUAAAAAAAGAGGUUAACAUAUUUAAAGUAAAUCCCUCCCCAGCUACAUGUGAUAUGAUUAUAAAGACAUAUAAGAGUAAACUAAUAUCUGAUUGACAUCACUGCCAUAA